GCCAAUCAGACGCGCCCUUUCCGCAACAGCGCUUACCACGGAACAUCACUGCCACGUAGAAGUAUUGGAUUCUCUCUUCUCUCCUCCCGUGUUCCGAAUUUUAAUUUUGACGUAUUUCCACACCGGCCAUGCUGCUACCGGUGUUGAGCUGGUUCUACACCUCCAUGCUGAGCGCCGUCUGCGGCGGAGCUCUGCCGGAGGCUGAGGUCACGAUCGAAAUCCUGCACAAACCUUUCCUCUGUCAUCGCAAAACUAAGUAUGGAGACAUGUUAUUGGUGCACCAUAAAGGCUUCUUCGAGAAUGGUACCAUAUUUCAUGACAGUCGGGGUGAUCCUACUCAGGGUGACAAAGACGCAAUGUGGUUUAUAUUAGGUAUCAGGGAAGCGAUCAAGGGCUGGGAUCAAGGCCUGCAGAACAUGUGUGCAGGGGAGAAAAGAAAGUUGAUCAUCCCUCCAGCUUUGGCCUUUGGGAAAGAAGGGAAAGGUAAAAUCCCCCCUGACAGCACUUUAACCUUCAUCAUCGAGCUGCUUGACAUCAGAAACGGCCCAAGGUCGCAUGAGUCGUUUCAGGAGAUGGACCUCAAUGAUGACUGGAGGCUUUCCAAGUCAGAGGUAAAGCAAUACUUCAAGAAGGAGUUUGAGCGUAAUGGCUACCCUCCUAACGACACCUUGCAUGAGAAUAUGAUGGAAGACAUUUUUGCCAAAGAAGAUGAAAAUAAAGAUGGCUUCAUAUCCUCCAAGGAGUUUACUUACAAGUAUAAACACGAUGAACUCUAAAGUAUCUCAGGUUUAAGGACAUUGACAUGUAACUUUGCUCUGAUUGACCCACAUGAACCACAAAAUGUGGUUUUGCUGCAGGGAUAUUAUAUUAUUGUCUAACUUUGUUAUAAAUGUACAAAUAUUUUCAAAAUACAUGCAGCAUGGCUUGCUUCAUUCUACAUUUCAGCAAGGGAAAAAAUAGUAACAUAAUAGGUGUUGUCUGUUUUUAUUUUUCUAUCAAGCAAAUAAGAUGUUGCACUUGUAUAUUGUCUCUUAGAAUCAAUGUGAUCAAUAAAAGUGACUUUAAAAGUUA
Messenger RNA from Syngnathus acus (greater pipefish), 1071 nucleotides. Its product is annotated as peptidyl-prolyl cis-trans isomerase FKBP14-like. The transcript is spliced from 4 exons. NCBI's taxonomy places the organism in Eukaryota, Metazoa, Chordata, Actinopteri, Syngnathiformes, Syngnathidae. The record is from RefSeq and is a predicted model, not a curated record. Gene Ontology annotation, molecular function: calcium ion binding; peptidyl-prolyl cis-trans isomerase activity. Bases 129 to 776 code for a protein of 215 amino acids.